This is a messenger RNA of Cuscuta campestris, 766 nucleotides long. The record is from the annotation of a GenBank genome assembly. Lineage: Eukaryota; Viridiplantae; Streptophyta; Magnoliopsida; Solanales; Convolvulaceae.
AACCGGAGGAUAUUUUCGUCAAUAUCAUCAUUACCCCUACGGGGAAGAAAUUCCACCUCAAGCCUCCUCAAAUCCCCACUCCCUUCUUCUUCUCCCAUCCGCCACGAAACCAAAUUCACUCCCUCACACAAACAGAUUAACCGAUCGAUCGAUCGAAUGAAGAAGUUAUCUAGCUUUGCGAGAAAUCCGGCAGCGGAGAGGAUCGGCUCCUGCAGCGAAGUGGCGGAAUCGAGGAGGCUCGUGACGGAGCCGGAGAUGGACGCGGCUCUGCAACUGAUUCAGCUCAGCGGCGAUUCCGACAGCGGAAGAUACUGCGGCGACGAGGAGAGCGUCACCGACGCCACCUCCGAUGAAGCCGCCUUGGAUGCUCGCCCGCCUCGGAAACGGAAAUUCCGAUCGCUCGUCGAUCUCUACGCCGCCACGGAUCCCGUCCUGAUGGUCAAGUCUAACAACCGCAAGUCCGCCGGUAAGAAGAAGUUCCGUUCAGGCACUUCUUAGUAAAAAAAAUAUCAGUAUGUAACAAUAAUAAUAAUAUAAGAGCCUGUAGUAAUUAUCCAUAGACUUUGUUGGUAUAAAGCAUAAACAAGCAGCCGAAACCGUCUUUCCGGCAUCUUCGGUCUCCCUGCGAUUUUCAUUCUCUUGCUUUUCCGAUCCUUUUAUUUCUUCGUUUUCUAUUUGAACCUAGUAUAGCUCUACAUGUAAAUGCAAGUCUCAAUCUUCAUACACAUCUUUAAUUUCUUGAACAAAAGAAAAACCAGAAAAAUAG